Cotesia glomerata is the source of this 455-nucleotide messenger RNA. RefSeq lists its product as uncharacterized. Lineage: Eukaryota; Metazoa; Arthropoda; Insecta; Hymenoptera; Braconidae. The transcript is spliced from 3 exons. The record is from RefSeq and is a predicted model, not a curated record. Bases 99 to 455 code for a protein of 118 amino acids.
AGAAAAAAAAUCAUCGAGACUGUGAUAGUAGUUCGACCAGAGACAAACUUUUUGCAUUGUACGAACACAUUGUCACUACGGUAUUCAAGGGAUAUACUAUGGUUGUACUGUCUUAUCAAUAUCAGAAAGUCACGACACAUAACGAAGAAGAAUAUUUCAAAUACAUGCAAAAAACAUAUCAAAAUAUGACUAAACAGGCUAUUAUUGCAAUAACAGAUUCCCUAACUAACUAUUAUGAAAGAAACGAUUCAACUGAUUUCAAAUCGAAGUAUAUUUGUGACCCCCCAACAUGGAUUGAAGGAGUCAAUUAUCUUCAAUUGAAAAACUAUGUUUCAAUGAGAACGUCAGAGGUAUGUUAUCAUCCUCAGCAAUGUGAUUGUAUACCAAAAAGCAACUAUUAUGAGCGUAAUACAGAAUACAUUAUCAGCAAACAGUGCCCUUUGGUAAAUGUGUAA